Messenger RNA from Striga hermonthica, 672 nucleotides. NCBI's taxonomy places the organism in Eukaryota, Viridiplantae, Streptophyta, Magnoliopsida, Lamiales, Orobanchaceae. The record is from the annotation of a GenBank genome assembly.
UUCGGGUAAGAGAAAGUUUGAUUCCCGCCGUGAUAACCGGAAGGGAAAGCGUGGCGGGAAUGACCGUCGUGGCGGGCGCCCUGCAUCUUAUGAUCAGAAUCUGAAGUGCCCUAAGUGUGGUCGAUAUCAUCCGGGAGAAUGCCGUUUCACUCAGCGAGUUUGCUUCAACUGCAUGAAGCCCGGCCACUUCUUCAGUGCUUGCCCCGAACCCCCGAGACAGCAGGCCCAGCAGCAGCAGCAGCAGCUUCCUCCUCCACCUUACCCACAACAGCAGCCCAGACAACCCCCACCCCCACACCAGCAGCGUGCAGGAGGCCAGGCUCGAGUCUAUACCAUUGCUCAUGACGAGGCAGCCAACAAUUCAGGUACUAUGUCCGACAUGAUUUCCUUAUUCGAUGUGCCUAUCUUUGCAUUAUGCGACACUGGGGCUACUCAUUCCUUUAUCUCGUCUCGAUGCCUUGAGGCACUUUCUAUUAGCAAUGUGUGCAACUGUGAUCCUCUCGAUGUUAGUCUAGCCUCAGGAAAGACUAUUAUCUCCAACUCUUUGAUUCCCAGUCUUCCCGUCAGUAUUGGUGGGCAUAUAUUAGAGGACGAAUGCUAUGUUAUUGAAAUGCAGGACUUCGAUGUAAUCUUGGGCAUUGACUGGCUCACUCGCUAUCGAGCCGACAUCCG